Messenger RNA from Drosophila hydei, 2129 nucleotides. RefSeq names its product carboxylesterase 1C. NCBI's taxonomy places the organism in Eukaryota, Metazoa, Arthropoda, Insecta, Diptera, Drosophilidae. The record is from RefSeq and is a predicted model, not a curated record. Bases 48 to 2129 code for a protein of 693 amino acids. The transcript is spliced from 3 exons.
UAAAUGCGGCCUAAUAUGCGUUAGAAAGUAAGAGAGGCUUUCCGAAGAUGCAAUUAUUUCGACUUUUCAACUGGCUGCUGGUGUUUUUUUGGCUCAGCUUGUGGGGCUGCUGGGCCCAACAGACGCAUAUUAAACUGGAGCAGGGCGAUCUUAUUGGCCUCAAGGUUUUUCCGGACGGAGCACGCAGCGCUGUCUAUGCCUUUCUGGGAAUACCCUACGCACAGGCGCCUUUGGGAUCGCUACGAUUUGCUCCUGCCAAGCCUCACAAUGGCUGGAACCGUACGCUGCAGGCCACGGCGAUGCAGCCCAUUUGUCCGCAGUUGUCAAAUACUAUUUAUGACGAGAGUCCCGAUGGCAGCAUAUCACCUGCUGCAAGCAACAGCGAAGACUGUCUAUAUCUAAACAUCUGGACACCCGAAUCGGGCUUGCGUUAUGGCCAAUUGCCUAUACUGGUAAUUAUAAGCGGUGAGGAUUUUGCCUAUGACUGGCCACGUAAUCGCAUCAAUGGCCUGGACCUCGCCGCCGCCGAGGGCAUUGUUGUGGUCAGCGUGCAGUAUCGCAACAAUAUUUAUGGGUGGCUGGGAUUGGGCCAGGAGCAUCGCCAGCUGCCGGGAAACUAUGGACUGAGUGAUAUUCAAAUGGCACUGCGUUGGCUACAACGCAAUGCGCCCAGUUUUGGAGCCAAUGCCGAUCAAUUGACGCUGCUCGGCCAUGGUAGCGGUGCUACUUUGGCAUUAGCCAUCGCACUGCAGCCUGCACUUGAUGGGUCUCCGUUGUUUAAGCAACUGAUUCUGAUGUCCCCAGGCCCUGUGCUGUAUGCCUUAAGUGCUGGCCAUCAAGAGCGCAUUGUGGCCACGGGGCGCACACUCGUUCAUAAACUGGGCUGUCAGUUUGAAGAGGCACAGCAUCGCCAGCUCCUGAGUUGCCUACGCCGCAAAAGUUCCGAGGAUUUACUGCGUGCCUAUGAAAGCGUCUAUAAUCAUGGCAAUGCCAGCAUGCAGCUGGGCGUGCAGCUACCCCAAUCUGAUGAGCUGGAACAGCGUUUGACAAAUGUGUCUCUGCCAGCAAUGCUCCUGGGCAUUGGAUCCAAUGAAGGCGCUUUCAUGCAGGAUUACUGGCUAGACGUGGCACGGGAUGGUCAGCAAGCUCUUCACACCUAUAUCAAUGGAACGCUCUUACCAAACGUUCUACGCUCUAUGAACCUGCAGCUGGAGGCAAGUAUAAGCGACGCUCAAUUGGCAGCCAUUCGCUGGCGUUACUUUAGCAACGAUGCCUCAGUCAGUCAGCUGCUGUGGGGCAUGCAGCGCCUGCUUUCAGAGUCGCUCUAUGAGACGCCCUUCUUGCGCCUACUGCAGCUCCUCAAUAACAGCAGCACCGCUAGCUAUGCCUAUGUCUUUGAUCAGUCGCAUGCCCAUGCGAUGGACAUGCGUGGCAGGCAGAAUUUGUUUGGCGGCGCCUCGCAUAGUGCAGACCUACCACUCCUACUGGGUCCAAGCUUAUUCCAACAGAUUGCGCGUCGUCGUUUUAGCACCGAGGAGGAGCAGCUGUGCCGCAAGCUGCGCGGCUCCUUUGCUAACUUUGUGAAAGGCGGUAAUCCCACACCCGGUCGCAUUUAUGACGCCUGGCAGUCAUACACACAACAGCGUCCGUUUAUUUACGCACUGGGCGAACUAACCAAGAGCUUAGAAUUGCCAACCAGCGAGGAUGAGGCGGCGAUUGAAGAGUUACUAAGUGGUAAGCAGCAAAUAGGGAUCGAUACAGAUCGCAGCUUGUCCAGGACAAAUCGACAUGACAACUAUCGGCAAAGCAAUGGCAACUCAUAUGUGACUAACAACCAGCUAGAUUCCGGCUAUGGCAAUCAUUUGCGGCGCGUUUAUGGCUUUUGGCAGGUUCUAUUGCCUUCAACUCAGGAUGCAGAACUCCGCGAUGGGAGUGGCGGUGCGUUGAGGCAUCGUGUAAAACUCUUGGAAGCCAGUGCGGAUGCAGCACGCUAUCGUCAAGGGUUUUAUGCUAUGCUUGGACUAGUGUGCCUCCUUCUUGGGUGCUUAGGAUUGUGUGUUUAUCUGUUGCGGCGCGAGAUGCCCCAUAGCAGACGCAUCUCAUCAGAAGAGCCGUCUUAUGGUUUAUGA